This is a messenger RNA of Rattus norvegicus (Norway rat), 3174 nucleotides long. RefSeq names its product osteoclast associated Ig-like receptor (gene Oscar). Gene Ontology annotation, biological process: collagen-activated signaling pathway. Lineage: Eukaryota; Metazoa; Chordata; Mammalia; Rodentia; Muridae. The record is from RefSeq and is a predicted model, not a curated record.
UUCUACUUGUUUAUUUAUGUUUUCCUGUGUUUCUCUAAGGGAGUUCUUCAUGUCUUUCUUGAAGUCAUCCAGCAUCAUGAUCAAAUAUGAUUUUAAAUCUAGAUCUUGCCUUUCUGGUGUGUUUGGAUAUUCCAUGUUUGCUUUGGUGGGAGAAUUGGGCUCUGAUGAUGCCAUGUAGUCUUGGUUUCUGUUGCUUGCGUUCUUGCCCUUGCCUCUCACCAUCAGAUUAUCUCUAGUGUUACUUUGUUCUGCUAUUUCUGACAGUGGCUAGACUGUCCUAUAAGCCUGUGUGUCAGGAGUGCUGUAGUCCUGUUUUCCUGUUUUCUUUCAGUCAGUUAUGGGAACAGAGUGUUCUGCUUUCGGGCGUGUAGUUUUUCCUAUCUACAGGUCUUCAGGUGUUCCUGUGGGCCUGUGUCUUGAGUUCACCAGGCAGGUCGCUUGGAGCAGGAAGGUUUGUCUUACCUGUGGUCCCGAGGCUCAAGUUUGCUUGUGGGGUGUUGCUUAUGAGCUCUCUGCAGCCUCAGCAACCAGGAAGAUUUGCUCCGCCCUUUCCGGGAGCUUCCGUGCACCAGGGUUCCAGAUGGCGUUUGGUGUUUUCCUCUAGAAUCAGUAAUGUGGGCAGAGUGUAGUCUCUUCUGGUUUCCCAGGCGUGUCUGCCUUUCUGAAGGUUUAGCUCUCCCUCCCACGGAAUUUGGAUGCAGAGAACUGUUUAUCUGGUCGGUCCCUUCAGGUUCCAGCGGUGUCUCAGACGCAGGGGACCUGCUGCUCCUGUGCCCUUAUCUCCAGGAACCCAGAGGCCGUAUACAGUUUCCUCUUGGGCCAGGGAUGUGGGCAGGGGUGGUGAUCUCUUCUGCUCUGCAGUCUCAGGAGUGCCCACCUGUCCGGGCGGUGAGCUCUCUCUCCCAUGGGGUUUGGGAGCAGUGAGUCUUUGUUUUGUUUUUUGUUGUUGUUUCUUCUCUUCCAUUUCCCUCCCUCCCUUCUGCUCCUUUUCUUUCUCUCCUCAGUGCUGAGGCGAGAACACACUGGGCAAGCAGUCUCCCACUUAGCUGCAACAUCCACAGCCCCCCUCACCUACUUUAAAUCGAAUUAAGAGAACACCAGAGGCUAUGACUGUUCUGUCUUGCAACUUUUUCCAAGACAAUGAGGCUAUGACACAGUUACCCAGGAGCCUCCAUCUGACUCCUCUGUUCCCUAAACAAGACUCUCACACGGCUUUCUGGUGUUGCUUCAUUUCCUCAGAGGGUAAAAGGCAGGGCCAGCCUUUCCCCAGCUCCACUGAGAGUGCCCGCCAUGGUCCUGUUGCUGAUACUCCAGCUGUCUACUCUCUGGCCUGUGUGUCAUGCUGACUUCACAUCACCAGUGCCCCUAGCCUCAUACCCCAAGCCAUGGCUGGGGGCUCAUCCUGCUGCAAUUGUGACUCCUGGAAUCAAUGUAACUUUGAUUUGCCGUGCACCCCAACCUGCCUGGGGAUUUGGACUCUUCAAAACUGGCCUUGCCACCCCUCUGCUCCUCCGGAAUGUGUCCAUUGGGCUGGCUGAGUUCUUCCUGGAAAAGGUGACUUCGGUCCAGGAGGGCAGUUAUCACUGCCGCUACCGCAAGACAGACUGGGGGCCUGGUGUCUGGUCUCAGCCCAGUAAUGCUCUGGAACUGCUGGUAACAGAUCAGCUACCCAGACCAUCACUGGUGGCAAUUCCUGGGCCUGUGGUGGCCCCAGAAACCACUGUAAGCCUGCGCUGUGCAGGCCGCAUACCAGGCAUGAGUUUUGCGCUGUACCGCGCGGAUGUGGCAACCCCUCUGCAGUACAUCGACUCUGUGCAGCCCUGGGCUGACUUCCUUCUGAACAGCGCGAAUGCACCUGGCACCUACUAUUGCUAUUACCACACCCCCUCUAGCCCCUAUGUGCUAUCAGAGCGCAGCCAGCCACUGGUCAUCAGUUCCGAAGGUUCUGGCUCCUUGGACUAUACCCAGGGAAACCUCGUGCGUUUGGGGCUGGCAGGACUGGUCCUCAUCUGCUUGGGCAUCAUAGUUACUUUCGAUUGGCACAGCAGGCGCUCUGCCUUUGUUCGUCUCCUGCCCCAGCAAAACUGGGUAUAGGCCUGUGCGAUGGGAAGAGACUUCCUGGAGACGGACAGAGAAACUGGGACUCUUGGUGACCAGCCCCUCCGGAACACUCUAAGCUUCCAGACUCCACUGGAUUAAUUAUUCUUCACCUCAGUAUUAGGCUUGUUGAAGGAUUAAAGGAAGUGACCGGCCUGUGGUAAAUGAUGUUCAGUUAAUGUUAGUGACCUUGUCCUCCCUUGAAAACCUCUAUUUCCUUCAUGUGUCUUAUCUCCACCCCCCCCCACUCCACCUCUCGUUUCUUUCUUCAUGGCUAUGUUGGGAUCAUAGGUUCAUUCUACCACACCCAGCAAAAUAUAUAGUUACGUAUUUUAAGGGAUGAUACGCAUGCCUCAGCCUGUGUGCAAAGGUGAAAAGACAACUUCCAGGAAUUGAUUUUCUCUGUCCAUCCUGUGGGUCCCAGGGUUUGAACUCAGACUGUUAGUUAGGCUUAUCCACAAGAACUUUACCCACUGAGCCAUCUGGCUGGCUCCUGGUAAUUUUUUUUUUUUUUUACAUGUAUGAGUGUUUUGCCUGUAUGCAUGGUGUCACUUGAAGGCCUCGCUCCCCAAGGAAGCCAGAAAAAGGCAUCUGAUCCCUUGGAAUUAGAGUUACAGAUGUGUGUGAGCCACCACCAUGUGGGUGCUAGGAGCUCCAACCCAGGUCCUCUGGAAGAUUAGCCAGUACUCUUUUUUUUUUUUUCUUUUUCUAUUUUUCGGAGCUGGGGACUGAACCCAGGGCCUUGUGCUUGCUAGGCAAGCACUCUACCACUGAGCUAAAUCCCCAACCCCUAGCCAGUACUCUUAACUGCUAAACCACCUCUCCAGGGGCCCAAAUCUAUAGGAUUAAAAUACCCACUCUCUCUUCUCUUCCAAUGUUUUGGGGGUUUUGCUUGUUUGUUUGUUUGGUUUUUAGUGCAAGGUAUUAAACUCUCGUCCUUCUAGUUUACCCCUAUGCUACAACUCCAUCUCCCUGGUAAUUUUUAAAAUAUUAAUAAUUAAUUACAGUCUUAUUCUGUAACUUAAGAUGACUUGAACUUGAAUAAAUGUUUCUGCCUCGGGCUCUUGAAUAUCAGAA